AACUUGAGCACUAUCUUUCUCCAUUCCCAAACCACGAUGAAGCUCUUUUCCUUCGUAAUAUUUUCAACCCUUUUUCUCAAACAAGGUCGCCUGGUUAUUGGAGACGUUGGUACUGCUGCAUCUUAUGGACCACCAUACAUACCUACUGCUUGCGGUGGAAACAGAGCAGGGCAAUUUCCUCCUGGAAAUCUAUUUGUAGCUGUGAAUGAAGGAUUAUGGGAUAAUGGAGCAGCGUGUGGAAGGAGAUACAGAAUAAGGUGUGUGAGUGGAAACAACAGACCAUGCAAAGGUGGUAGCAUCGAUGUCAAAGUGGUAGAUGCUUGUCCUGGCUCACCUUGUCCCAACAGCCUCCUCAUGUCAAAUGAUGCCUUUGCAGCUAUUUCACGCUUCCCUCAUGCAAAAAUCAACAUUGAAUAUACCCAUUAAUGCUGUUCAUACAGGAUAUGACUUUACAGUUGCAGUGCACUACUCAAACAAACAUCGUUAAGGACAAGGAAUAUAUGAGCUGGUGAUUUUGUUGAAGAAAUUCUCAAAGCAGAAUGUGAUGAUGCCAUGCAAAAUUGUGCUGCCUUGGAACAUCUUAUGUACUUGAAAUAACGUUGUCGACAGUAGCGUUAGUAAACUGUCAAUGUACUUCAGUAAGGAAGAUUUUUACUUCUUGGAGCCAAAACAUUGAUCCAAUGAAACGCGAUUUUAGCUUAA
Molecule: messenger RNA, 702 nt
Organism: Vigna radiata var. radiata (mung bean)
Lineage: Eukaryota; Viridiplantae; Streptophyta; Magnoliopsida; Fabales; Fabaceae
Product: EG45-like domain containing protein
Exons: 3
Coding region: 37-426 (129 amino acids)
Source: RefSeq, a predicted model, not a curated record